UAGUCCAAGACCAUCUAACUUUGCUAGAUAACAAAUGCAAUUGUUAUUUAUGAAAUAAAAGAUGACUGUAAAUAUAUGAAUUUAGGCAUACCACCUACCAUUCCUACAUCUAAUUGGAAGACAAAGUUAUAUUUAGUCUGAAUUUUGGUAUAUAAGAUUUAUCAGCUAACAAACAAAACAUUACCACUUAUGUUUUUGUAGUCGAAUUGACCUAGGAAAAGGAAGAGUAUUAUGACCCAGUGAGCUUUGACAUUUGUUUUAGGAUGAAUCCACUUUUUGCACCAACUCUUAGCAUCACAAAGUUAUGGAAAUGGAUCACAAAAGGGUCCCAUAGAUGAUGCAAGAAAACCGCGUCUACUAUAGCAAAUCCAAUUUCUUAAAACAAAAACCUUAAGAUUCUGCCUCCUUCCUAAAAAUUCUCAUUAGUUUAAUCAUAUUACUAUUUGAGUGAAUCUACAGUGCCAUUGAUACUAACUAGAAAACACUUGUUAAACCCACAAAGGCCCAUAACAAUUUUGCAGUUUCCUCGAAGCUAACUUUAAAGGCUUUGAGAUUUUAAAACGAGUACACAGGAGUUUAUCUGCUGUUAAGAUACUAAUCCACACCUAUAAAUAAGUACAGACAGUUUUAAACAUUCCAACAUCAGAAUCUAAACAGAACAAAUACAAAAACAACAAACACUCUUGAGCAAAACCUUACUUUUGUGUGUCUCUGUGUGUUUGUUAAUGGCAGGUCUUAGGAAUUCCAGUAACAGCGACAAAGCGCAAAACGAUGGGAAAGGUGUACCAUCUGCCUACAGAGGAGUCCGGAAGAGAAAAUGGGGGAAAUGGGUGUCUGAAAUCCGUGAACCGGGGACAAAGAACCGUAUCUGGCUAGGCAGUUUCGAGACUCCUGAAAUGGCUGCAACCGCCUAUGACGUGGCAGCAUUCCAUUUCAGGGGGCGAGAAGCUCGUCUCAACUUCCCCGAGCUCGCCAGCAGCCUUCCACGUCCUGCAGACUCUAGCUCAGACAGCAUUCGCAUGGCAGUUCAGGAGGCAACACUCUGCCGCACAACCGAAGGAUCAGAGUCAGCCAUGCAAGUGAACAGCUCAAGCUCCUCCACUGUAGUUCCAACAAUGGUCAGACUCUCGCCCACGGAAAUUCAAGCGAUCAACGAGUCAACUUUGGGAUCUCCAACUACAUUGAUGCAUUCAACAUACGACUCUAUGGUGUUUGCUAAUGAUAUGGAGAUGAAUGCUUGGGAAACAUACCAGAGUGACUUUCUUUGGGACCCUUAGCCCCAAAACCGAACUCAUGGAGAGUUUCUACAGCUCAAUCUUAGAAUACCAGCAUAAGUUACUGGCCUAGAAUGCUUAAUUUUAUUGAAGUUUAGUUUUCAGAGUCUAGCACAAGGGUUGUUGAUUCUGACGUUAUAGCAAAGAAUAAAGUUCAUCGGAGUUUUGGAGGGAAGGACACUAUGAGCUUGAUGGGUCCCUGAAAAGGACCUCUUCACAAAUAUUUUAAUUUUUUUUGUAACAUAGCUUCUAUUUAAUAAGCUGUGUUAGAGAUUGUGUGAGGUGUGACUUAUAAUUAUUAUUUUCAAUUGUUUGUUACCCCCAUGCUUAUGUAUUUGGUUUGAUAUUAUAUUGUAUGGAUUCCUCAAAUCUAUAAGAUAUUUUUAUUCUAAACAAGACUUCUGUUCUCUCUUGACUCUCUUCCCUUAACGCAGAAUUGACUAACCGUAAGAAAAAUCUACAUUUGAUACUGCAAGA
This is a messenger RNA of Arabidopsis lyrata subsp. lyrata, 1751 nucleotides long. RefSeq names its product ethylene-responsive transcription factor ERF021. The transcript has a single exon. The record is from RefSeq and is a predicted model, not a curated record. Bases 726 to 1277 code for a protein of 183 amino acids. Gene Ontology annotation, molecular function: DNA binding; DNA-binding transcription factor activity. Gene Ontology annotation, biological process: regulation of DNA-templated transcription. NCBI's taxonomy places the organism in Eukaryota, Viridiplantae, Streptophyta, Magnoliopsida, Brassicales, Brassicaceae.